Molecule: messenger RNA, 1872 nt
Organism: Photinus pyralis (common eastern firefly)
Lineage: Eukaryota; Metazoa; Arthropoda; Insecta; Coleoptera; Lampyridae
Product: integrator complex subunit 4-like
Exons: 6
Coding region: 1-1836 (611 amino acids)
Biological process (GO): snRNA processing
Cellular component (GO): integrator complex
Molecular function (GO): protein binding
Source: RefSeq, a predicted model, not a curated record
AUGGUCACGUUCUUUGAAAAACUAAAUUAUACAGCCCAUCUUUAUUCUGCUGAUCAUCAUCGGCGAAUAAUUUACUUAAACAAAGAGCGAGCGUCUAUACAGUUUCUUAAUGGCCAACUUGAUAUGAUUGUAGAGGUGAGAACGGCAGCAGUCGAAUCCCUUUGCCAAUUGGCGAUGAAAAACCCAGACUUCGCAAACCUCUCACUGGAUUUCUUAGUGGACAUGUUUAACGACGAAAUCGAAGAAGUCCGGCUGAUGGCCAUCGACAGUCUGAGAAGAAUUUCCGAGCACAUUAUUUUGCGCGACGACCAAUUGGAGACGAUACUAGGCGCAUUGGAAGACUUUUCGCAGGACGUACGCGAGGGCCUCCAUCAAAUGCUCGCGUCGUGUCGCAUGUCUACAACCGGUGGUUUGAAAAUGUGCAUAGAAAAGCUGCUGGAUAACUUGAAGAAGUAUCCGCAAGACAAACGCUCGACGUACAGAUGCUUGCAGAAGGUUGGGGCGCAACACCCCGAAUUGGUUCUACCGCUGAUUCCACCGUUGUUGUGUAUUCAUCCGUUUUUCGACACGUCUGAACCUGAUGUCGAUAAUCCACAAUAUAUUUGCAUUCUAAUCCUGAUUUUAAACGCCGCCAAGUACUCGCCGACAAUCAGCCCCCUCCUGGAACCUCACACGUUACGUCACUACGCCUAUCUGCGAGAUACCAUGCCGAAUUUCGUACCAGAAUUGAGGCUCUCCGAAGGUACCGGCAACACAAUAAUAAAACCCGCUUCGGUACCCGAAAGUUUCGAUUUUCUGAAAACCAUCGUCAACAGUCUGAAUGCCAGCGAGGUCUCCUACAGGGUACAAACAAAUUUAUUGCAAAUGGCGAAAGAGCACCUGAACCGCCUCAGUGAAAUGGAUUCGUCCAUCGCCGGUAUUGCGCAGUUUACUUCCCUGUACAUUGGAGCGCAAUUACUUUACGCGCAGAUAUUCGAAAAGGGCCUGUGGAAGAAUCCGAGCACCCUAGCGACGCAACAGGCCAACAUUCUCAAAACUAAUAUCGAUCAAUUACUCGAAAACUGCUUGAAGAUGCAAUACCUCUUCGUCGGUCUUGCCGCCAACGAGCAGUGCAGCAUCAAGCAAUUCCGUCUCAGAGCUCUGGCUCUAAACCUGAUCUUCAUUGUGAAAGCUAGUAAUUCGUCUGCUCUUGCUCCGUGCCAUCACUUCCUCGGAGCUGUUGAGGAAAUGCAAAGGGAGCUAGUAAUGCACGGCUUGGAACCGGACUCAUUCGCCAGCAGUGUUUUUAAAGAGCUAUCAGUAUUAGAGGAACCAAAACCGGGCGCUGUGGCCCGCCUCCUCAUACCCAUUCUGUCGGAGUCAAAGUUGGCCAAAAUCCCAGUACCGAACUCCCAGGUUCGCAUGAGCUCGGCGGUAAUAAUCGAGCCGAGCAACCAGACGGACUCCACUUUAAAAUUCACAGCCGGACUUACGAUGGCGGUUCCAUUGGAAGCGGAACUAUUCAACCUGUCCGAUCCCAGUAGGUUAAGAUUGAUUAUUAAGUACCCCGAUCAGCGGACCCACGUUGUUUUACCGCGUCCUGCGCAUUUAAAGCCGCUAUUUUUCGACAAUGACAAACAAGAUUCGCACAGUGGGCAUAAUCUGAGACUGUUGACCACCGUCCUUAUAUCUCACCAGGUUUGGUCCGAGGCGUGUAAUGUUGAUAUAAGUAUUGCGUUAUCGGUACCAGAAGCUGAUAUAGCGAAGAAGAAGUUCAACGAUUCAUCAAGUAUACUGCACCUCUGUAAGCCACAGAAGAUCAGUGUUGCACCGAAACCGAUUAAAAGAGGAAUUUAAUUUUAUGUGUAUUUUUUCAAUAUCUAUAUAAAUAAA